ACAAAGAAGACAGGGGAGAGAAGACAAGAAAGAGCCAAAAAUAAAAACGUAAAGAAGGAUUUGAGUUUUCCUUUUAACCUCCCCUGCCUUGGCCGUCUUCUAAGGCAGAGGAGGAGAUUCAUUUCUUUCUCUCCCCAAGAAAACAAAAAAAAAAAAUAUCAGAAAAAUAGUAGUCAUUCCGGUAUGGCGUUUCAGGAUUUCGACAAGAUCCAAGAACGCGUAAACGCCAAUAGGAAACGUAAAUUCAGGAAGAGAAUCAUCGUUGGAUCGGUCUCUUUGCUUGUGGUUGUUGCUGCAAUUGUUGGAGGAGCUUUUGCUUAUGUUGCUUAUGAGAAAAGAAAUGAACAACAAGAAGCCAAGAACCAUAACAAAAGCGGUAGUGGCAACAACGUUAAGGAUGGUGAAAAGAAGAGCCAAAGCCCACCAAGCCCAAGCCAAAAACCUCCUGUUUCCCCAGAGCAAUUAUUGAAACCUGUUCAGGAUGAUAAGAUCAUUGAAACUCUUUGCAGUUCAUCGCUUUACACGCAAGAAUGCGAGAAAACGCUCAAAAACAGCACAGAGAAGGGUUUUGCUUUGGCUAAUCCAACGACCUUCUUGACCUCUGCUAUUGAAGCUAUCAAUGGAGAUCUUGACAGAGUUCUAGAGCAGUUCUUGAGCCUCAAGACUGAGAAUCAAGAUGAUAUAGAUGCGAUUGCACAAUGUAAGUUGCUUGUGGAAGAAGCAAAGGAGGAAACCGUUGCAUCGCUGAAGAAAAUCAACAGCACAGAAGUUAGCAGCUUCGCAAACGUAGUUCCUGACUUGGACAGUUGGUUAAGCGCAGUCAUGUCUUAUCAAGAGACAUGCCUUGACGGGUUUGAAGAAGGAACACUAAAAUCUGAAGUAAAGAAGAGCGUCAAUUCUUCUCAAGUUCUGACCAGCAAUUCCCUCGCGAUGAUCAAGUCCUUUGACGAACAUCUUUCUCCGGUUAUCAAGGCCGCAUCACGACUUCUUCUUGAUGAAAUCCCCUCUUGGGUAAGCAACGAUGAUAGAAGAAUGUUAAGGGCUGUUGAUGUGAAGGCUUUGAAGCCUAACGCAACUGUAGCUAAAGAUGGCAGUGGAAAUUUCACAACCAUUAAUGAUGCUCUAAAUGCAAUGCCUGAGAAAUAUGAAGGAAGGUACAUUAUCUAUGUCAAGCAAGGCGUUUACGACGAAACUGUGAUUGUUGAUAAGAAGAAGGCGAACCUUACUAUGGUCGGAGAUGGAUCACAGAAGACUAUUGUGACCGGAAACAAAAGCCACGCAAAGAAAAUCCGUACUUUCCUCACGGCAACGUUCGUUGCACAAGGAGAAGGGUUCAUGGCACAGUCAAUGGGUUUCCGGAACACGGCUGGACCAGAGGGACAUCAAGCAGUCGCGAUACGUGUCCAAUCUGAUAGAUCUAUCUUCCUUAACUGCCGUUUUGAAGGCUACCAAGACACAUUGUACGCUUACACACACCGUCAGUACUAUAGAAGUUGUGUGAUAGUUGGAACAAUUGACUUCAUAUUCGGGGAUGCGGCCGCCAUCUUCCAGAACUGUAACAUCUUCAUUAGAAAAGGCUUACCAGGACAAAAGAACACGGUGACCGCUCAAGGACGUGUUGACAAGUUUCAGACAACUGGUUUUGUGGUCCACAAUUGCAAAAUUGCUGCAAAUGAAGACCUUAAGCCAGUGAUGGCAGAGUACAAGAGUUAUCUCGGUCGACCGUGGAAGAACUACUCUCGAACGAUUGUAAUGGAAUCUACAAUCGAGGAUGUGAUUGACCCGGUCGGAUGGUUGAGAUGGCAAGAGACUGAUUUUGCGAUAGACACAUUGUACUACGCGGAGUACAAGAACAAAGGACCAAGUGGAGACACAGCUUCAAGGGUUAAGUGGCCUGGAUAUAAGGUCAUAAACAAGGAGGAAGCGUUGAACUACACUGUUGGGCCAUUCUUACAAGGAGAUUGGAUCAAUGCCUCAGGUUCUCCUGUUAAGUUGGGUCUUUAUGAUGCUUGAUGACAACUUGUUUUAUUUUAUAAGCAGUGCUGAGAGGAAUUAAAACUUCAUCCAUGAAAAAUCUGAUACUAGAACAUAGUGUGCUAAGAGAUGUGUUGUAUCAAAAUUAUAUUAAUUUGUGCUGAAAAUAUUUUUGAAAGGAAGCAUAUUAUAAAAGUAAUACU
Molecule: messenger RNA, 2177 nt
Organism: Capsella rubella
Lineage: Eukaryota; Viridiplantae; Streptophyta; Magnoliopsida; Brassicales; Brassicaceae
Product: probable pectinesterase/pectinesterase inhibitor 13
Exons: 3
Coding region: 184-2013 (609 amino acids)
Biological process (GO): cell wall modification
Molecular function (GO): pectinesterase activity; pectinesterase inhibitor activity
Source: RefSeq, a predicted model, not a curated record